This is a messenger RNA of Manis javanica (Malayan pangolin), 754 nucleotides long. NCBI's taxonomy places the organism in Eukaryota, Metazoa, Chordata, Mammalia, Pholidota, Manidae. The record is from RefSeq and is a predicted model, not a curated record.
AUGCCGGCGGGGCCGCGCUGGUCUGUGGGUCAGCACAGUGCUCUCCUCCCAAAAUAUUGGGUCUUCAUUCCUUCUCUUUCUCUUUUCCAAAGAUAUGACUCAAAUUCUGGUGGGGAGAGAGAAAUUCAGCGAACAAUGUUGGAACUGUUGAACCAACUGGAUGGAUUUGAUUCAAGGGGAGAUGUGAAAGUUAUCAUGGCCACAAACAGAAUAGAAACUCUGGAUCCAGCACUAAUCAGACCAGGCCGCAUUGACAGGAAGAUAGAGUUCCCCCUGCCUGAUGAGAAGACCAAGAAGCGCAUCUUUCAGAUCCACACAAGCAGGAUGACACUGGCCGAUGAUGUAACCCUGGACGACUUGAUCAUGGCUAAAGAUGAUCUUUCAGGUGCUGACAUCAAGGCAAUCUGCACAGAAGCUGGUCUGAUGGCCUUGAGGGAACGAAGAAUGAAAGUAACAAAUGAAGACUUCAAAAAAUCUAAAGAAAAUGUUCUUUAUAAAAAACAAGAAGGUACCCCUGAGGGGCUCUAUCUCUAGUGGACCACAGUUGCCUAUAAGGAAAUGGUUGGGAGUCUCCUGACCCCCUCAGAAAGAUGAGGUCAGAGAAACUGCCUGGUGAAAUCCACGUUCCAGUCGAUCUUUUUUAACAGAACAUCCGUGUACCUUUUUGAGCAUGGUGGUAGGAUGCCGGCGGGGCCGCGCUGGUCUGUGGGUCAGCGCAGUGCUCUCCUCCCAGUAAAGCAUGCUCCUUCUCAAA